UUAGAAAAGGGGGCGGGAAAAAAGAGAGGGUGAACAUAAUCAGCCAUGUUCUGAAAGCCAUAUAUAACUGGAACAGUUCAGGCAUUGAGGAUUUAAGUCUAAGGGACCGGCCUCAUCUUCUCCCGAUCCCUUCCCUCGUGUUCGCCAAGGAGAGAAAAGGAUUAUUGGCCUCAGAAUUCUCAGAGUCAAGGAUUUCUUUUUCCUAACUGCCUUCACCAGCGAGCACAAAGCCACAUUUCAAAGGAGACUGACAAAUUAUCCCCAGCUGCCAGAAGGAGAAAUCUUCACUAGACGCCUUCCUAUUUCUUUGAGUUGUUACCCGACCGGCUACAAGGAUGAAAAUGUUCAAGUUGCUAGGAGGGUUGCUGUUCCUCACCUGUAUGUUUUCUGUCUACCCUGGACAGAAUCAAGUGUCUGUGCUAUGCUCCACUGAUUGGUUCAUGGUCACCGUCCACCCCUUCUUGCUGAAUAAUGAUGUCUACGUACACUUUUACGAGGUGCACUUGGGCCUGGGUUGUCCCGCCAACCACAUUCAUCCACACUUCUACCAGUUUACCUACCGUGUUACAGAAUGUGGCAUCAGAGCCAAGGCCAUCUCUCAAGACAUAGUUAUCUACAGCUCUGAGAUCCACUAUGCUUCCAAGGGUUCAUCAUCUAGAUAUGUGAUCCCCGUGUCAUGCGCUGCCCAUCAACGCUCCCCCUGGCUCACUAAGCCCUAUUCUGUGAGAGCAGCUAACAAUAACAUGGCCGUGACCCAGAAAGAUGAGUCGUGCUACCAGGUAUUCAGCUUGCCACAGUCCAACCAAAGAUCGAACUGCAGCUGUCCACCUUGUGUCUUCAAGCAAGAACGCAUCUAGACCCCAUACCACAAGGCAGAGUCUUGGGAGGCCCAUUUUGAAUACCCACCUUGCUUCACUGAUUUUUAUGAGAACUGGUGUGUUCACUCAGAUGGCCUGAAGAAACCCAUGUAAUGUUCAGAUUUGGGGGCUUCUGAAAAUUCCCUUUCUAAAAUUAGUAUGUAGCAUUUUCUGCCAUCAGUCAAAUAAGUGUUAUUAUGGCUCUCUUAAGAGCACUUUUGUGAAAGAUCAAUUCAUAUUUA
Messenger RNA from Nannospalax galili (Upper Galilee mountains blind mole rat), 1099 nucleotides. RefSeq names its product placenta enriched 1 (gene Plac1). Lineage: Eukaryota; Metazoa; Chordata; Mammalia; Rodentia; Spalacidae. The transcript is spliced from 3 exons. The record is from RefSeq and is a predicted model, not a curated record. The coding region runs from base 336 to 857 and encodes 173 amino acids.